Molecule: messenger RNA, 1214 nt
Organism: Pelobates fuscus (common spadefoot toad)
Lineage: Eukaryota; Metazoa; Chordata; Amphibia; Anura; Pelobatidae
Product: E3 ubiquitin-protein ligase RNF182-like
Exons: 2
Coding region: 165-872 (235 amino acids)
Source: RefSeq, a predicted model, not a curated record
UCCGGCGGUCUUCUGCCUAUAUACCUGUGGGAAUCAGAGAUUGACAUGUAUGGGUUGAUGGCAUUUCCAGAGAGGAUUAGACAGCGAGGCUACACAUCUCCUAUCUGUCUCGUGCAGUGUUUGAUGUGUUGCUGAAACAAUCAAUCAGAUCACCCAAUGUAAAGAUGAGUGAAGAGAAGCAGACAAUCGAGGAACUGGAAUGUAAAAUAUGCUACCAGAAGUUUAACACCCAUAGUCGCAAACCCAAGAUUUUGGAUUGUCUUCACCGAGUAUGUGCCAGAUGCUUAUCGAAGAUCCUUAUUAUUGGAGGAAGUUCCCCCUGCAUAAGCUGUCCCUUUUGCCGUAAUGAGACCGAAUUGCAGGAGGAUGAAGUUGCAGGGCUGCCAGAUGACAUGAAUAUCAUGUCCAAACUGGCCGAGAAAGGCAGACCUCCCGGCCAUCCAGACUGUAAUGAGGUGGUUUUGACUCCGAACAACUUGGCUUCAUCUAGUCCAUCACACAGUUCCUCAAACUGCCUAGUCAUCACAAUAAUGGAAGUACAGAGAGACCCAACCAGGACGCCGAGUCAAAAUACAAUUUCUGACUAUUAUGUGGACCACAGUCUUGACUCUGCUUCUGUAAGUUCUCAUGGCCAGAUGGAUCAUGACCUAUUCUCCAAACUCUGCAACCACGUCCCAAGGAUAUUGGUUUGGUUUCUUGGCUUCUUCUAUUUUGGCUCACUUCCACUUGGGAUUUACUUGCUAGUGAUUCAGAGGGUCACCCUUGGGAUUGUAUGUGUCAGUCUAGUACCCUCUAGUCUAACGGUCUGUCUUGUAUAUGGGUUCUGCCAGUGCUUGUGCCAAGGAAUGUGUGAUUGUUCAUCAAGAAGUUGACAUGGAUUACUUCAUAUAAACAAUCAGCUGUUGAUUCAAGAUACAAACUGAAUAUACACACAUUUUAGGUCUUUUAAAGCUUACACUUGCAUCGAGAGGUGCUGACAUUUUUUACAAGUGAAAUUAUUGCAGAAAAGUGUAUGUAACUGUCUCUAUGUGUAUUCUCGUGCCAGUAAUGCAUUUUUCACAACAACCAACCCUCUUAAAAAAAACUGUAUUUUUGAAGCCUUAACAAGUGUUACAAAUGAUUUCUAUGUAUAUGUGUGAAGUUUUGAGUUCAUCCAAAAUGUAAGACUUAUUUUGUCUGUCAAAAUAAGUUUUGUUUAAGAAACCCCCCAAAAA